Prorocentrum cordatum is the source of this 1803-nucleotide messenger RNA. The record is from the annotation of a GenBank genome assembly. NCBI's taxonomy places the organism in Eukaryota, Dinophyceae, Prorocentrales, Prorocentraceae.
GGAACAUCGACAAAAACAAGCAUGAAGCCGGCACCCCGCCCAACCGGAAAUUCGGGCGAAAUUUGGGUCUUCGGGUUGGGUUGGGGUGGUUUGGUAGGAGUCAGGUCAGGCGUUCGAUUCGACGGAGCCGAUCGUCUUCAGUUUCGGAGAGGGCCUCAAUGACAAAAGGGCUUUCAUGAACAUCUCCAGAUCGAACCAAGCCCCACAGCAGUUCGAUGCACCUGGCGAGGGAGGGAUCUUGGGGAUGGGCUCCAAUGCAAUCGUGCACAGGGUCGAGCUGAGGCCUACGUCAUCCAAGGAUGGAGCUUAUGAUCCGAUGGAAGGCUCCAAAAUGCAACACUUGGAUGCAGCUGUGAAGCGGUCGUUCACUUUGAGUAAAAUGGUGGCAUCGCUAGAGAGCAAAUCGGAAGCAGGGAUGGCUAAGCGACUGCGACUGGCAAACUCGCUGAAUAAGCACGGUCGAGUCCUUUAUUUCUACGGGCUCGGCGUGGCUCUGUCGUCCAAUAGCAGAAAUCACGAGGAAUACAAGUUUGAGGCAGUCUUGCUGUCGCGCCAUCAGGAGGAGUUCUCCUCCUACACUAUGAAAAAGUUCAUGGCUGACUACACUACACCGCCGCAUUGUGUCCCAGUGGAAGUACAAGGCGCAGCUCAAAAGAUGCACGCUGACUUUUCACUGAUGAAGGUGAAAGAGUUGCUUGUGAGCUUGUUGAGUGCAUUCCGUGACUUAACACUCAUGGGAGUGCAGGCUUUCGAUUUCAAUCAUUUGAACAAUGUCCUGAUUUCUCGUGACUACAGAAUGGUCCGGCUCAUAGAUAUUGACGGAAAUUCCAAGGGCUCGAUACAAGUACCUUGGGGGGGUGCAGCAGGUAAGCCAGAUCGUCCACUUGCACAGCCUGCUCUUGACGUUGACUUGCACACGGUCCUCCCCGUAGUAGUGCAGCAGCUGAUCUUGGGCAAGGGACGCGGGGUUAGUUUCGUCGGCGACAUUGUCAGACAAAUCUGGCAGGCGAGGUCGGACGAGGACGCCAAAGGCAUCAUCAAAGCUGUGAUUCUGCAGAACUUCUACCCAACCACCACGCCAGGUACCGAGGAUAAGAUUGAGAAGCACGUCUUCAAAGUGACGGAGUGGUUCCAUGCGCUGCUCAAGAAGCACUUUCCUUGGAGCGAUUGGACCAACGACAUCUACGAUGCGAUGCGCUGCAUCGACCACCUGCCUAUCACAUAGGUGCAGGCCGCCGGGGAGAGGGCCCAGCGCCGAUCCGAUGCAUGCGCGCGGACCUCCGAAUUGUUAUUGCUGUGUCAUUGUCUGUCCCCCUGGAUGGGGUUCCCUUCUUGAGCGCGGGGGCGUGGCAAGCGAGUCGCAUGCCCCGACGCGGACGUCCUCCAGUGGGAGCCGGGGCCACGGAGAGCGAGCAGAGCGAGCGCGGGAGGCCAGAGGGGGCGCGAGCAGAGGCGGACGAACUGCGAGAACCAAAAGCAGCUCCCGGGAGCCCGUCGUUUCACCGGGAGUCGGGGCUGAAGAGGCGGGGGUCCAUGCAGACGGGGGUCAGCCAGAGCGCCGGAUCUUGCAGGAGCCUGCAGGGCCAGGGUCGCACAGGCCCAGGCUUGGGCACAGGAUCCCGCAGGAUGUUGCAGGAUCUUUCGCAUCGGCCCGGGCUUGGGUGCAGGACCUUGCAGGAGUCAGUGAGGCCUGACUGACCCGGAUCUGGAGUGACCCCGGUCAGAAAAUCUCCGAGUGAGCAUGUCUCUUUGGCCAAGCGCCAAACAGUGAGCGCCAUUCCUUCAGCGACUCCCACUUCCGCC